Messenger RNA from Penicillium antarcticum, 1587 nucleotides. RefSeq lists its product as uncharacterized. The transcript has 3 exons. Bases 1 to 1587 code for a protein of 528 amino acids. The record is from RefSeq and is a predicted model, not a curated record. NCBI's taxonomy places the organism in Eukaryota, Fungi, Ascomycota, Eurotiomycetes, Eurotiales, Aspergillaceae.
AUGGAUCGGCACUCACCGUUUACAUAUUCCUUCUCCCGAGCACAUUCGGACAGCUCGGAUAGCAAACGAGGGAAACGGCAUCGGGAGUUCGGCUUCGCUGCAGAUCAAGGUUCCGCCCUCAUAGUGGCCAACAAGCGACAUCGGUCAAGACCCAGGCGGUUUCCAGAGCGCGAGGCUUACUGCGACAACUCAGAAGAGUCAUUACCUGACCAAGAGAUGCCAAAGACUCGAAAGAAACCAAAUUUUGCGGUAGAGAUCCAGACAUCUAUUCGCAAGAAGCAAAAGCCAGUCCCUAAGAUGGGCGCGAUUGAAUCAAGCCCAACGGGCGUCAAACCCCACUCUAUCAAUUCCCCGACAAUUGAGUGGCCUUCCUUAAGAACCGAUGAUAGUCCAGCAUGCGAGAUAAAGCUCCUCAACCGUCAAAUUGAUUUCCUAGCAAUGCGAGACUGUCGGAAAUUAGAGAAUUUGGAGAAUCAACUUUUGAUCUUGAAGGAUGAAAACUCCAAGCUUCAUCGACAUCUGGAUUGGUACAGAAAGAUGGAAAAGGCUAAGGCGACUAAUUCCAGCAAUAUGGACGAGGUAAAAGAGUUAGCUGCGGAGCUUGAGCGGAAGAACAGCGAAAUCAUGGAGAAGAUCAAACAGACUGAGUGUGUCACAGAGCAGCUCAACUCAGCUGAGGGAUUGAACAUUAUCUUGAAAGACUUCAAGUUUGGCCAUGUUCAGGCUACAAGAUUUCUAGACGAAAUGGGCAAUCUUGAAAGAAACGCAUCCCGAGCCGCCCGUGUCUUGGUGCAAUGUUUGUCCGAUUCUAAGAUAGCAGUGCUAGGGAAAACACCCGAAAGAGAGGCGAAGCUUGACUUCUUGGUCAAAAGUACACUUGGUGCAGUAAAUGCACUGUCCACUCAUCCCAAGUUUGCGAUGUGUUCCCUUCUUUCAGGCUUUCUCCGGGAUGAAAUUUUUCACGCGGAUUGCUGGGGGGCUCUUUCGCGGGAGGGAUAUAUGUUGAGGGGUUACCAAGAGGUUAUUGAGAAGAGCUUUCCCAAGGGCACCCUGGAAGGCUUUCAUAGAGCUACGGUUGAGGUAAUGCUGGAGAAAAACCACCAGUUUCGUGAUUGCUGGGUCCAAUCUCAUGUGGAAAAUGCACGGUGCAAGUUUCUAAAACUUUGCAACCCGUUCCUCGAUGAAGCCAUGCUUGCCAAUAUAAAUUCAGACAUCCAAGAGGCUUUGAACCUUUUUCUGACAGACGCAUUUCAUUUUCGUGCUCGUUGCGUCCCACCCAAUGGAAGUCACUACGAAUUUGUGCAAUUCGAGCCAGGAGACUUAUUUGAUCCUAAUUUUAUGGAAGCACGGGAGGUAGAUGGUACCCUAGUGUCUGUUUCUGAUGAAAAUCUUUAUCUAGUCAAGCUUUGUGUUCACGGAUGUCUGGUAUCUCAUGCAAGAGAUGGGAAUUCAGUUGAUGCAAUAACUUCGAGGACGCUCGCUCAAGCGUUUGUUUCUACCAUGGAUGAGGGUAUUGGUACUACAGCAGGGGGGACUUUGAAGACUAUGAAAGCCAUUGUGUUGUUAGGUGACACUGUUGAGCCAUAA